AUGAGUAUCAGACGCCACCUUAAAUUUAUGUAUAGGAAGUUGAUGAAGCUGCGCCGUACAGCAUCGAUCAUCUCCCAUGAACACACAACGGAGCUCCCAGGCGUAAUGGCGAUACCUAAUUUACGGAGUAGAGGUCAGCCUAGGUCGUCCAGCGUAGAUAUGAGGUCUACGGAGCAGGACGUGGGAGAAGAACCCGCAGAUGCUCCGCAAGUCUUGUUCAUGGACAACCAGGAUGUGGGCAACCGAACAGGCCAUCCGCCACCCAGUUACUAUCAGGUGGCAACGCCAAAGUCGCCACACGAGCUUUCGUUGGUGGACGAGAGCGAGGAGCGGCCAGAGUCUAUAGUGGGUAGCGUACACCACGAAAGCGAGGAGUCAGAACGCUUGAAAUAUGAAACGGCUAAACGCGAGAUUCUCGAUUUGCUGAAUCUGCAUAUAAUGCUCAGUAACAACGAGCAUAAUGAAAUCGACACAGAGCUAGGCCGCGUUGAAGCCCAGAUGAAGGUUCUCGAGCACAUGCACAAGGACAAAGAUCUAUUAGAAAAGGUUAAUCAGCACCAGGAGGAGCUUUACCAGCGUAGCAGGGACAAUUUUCUGAACAAAAAAGAGGCUGAAGCAUCUCAAAGCCCAACAAACAUAUCAUUUGGUUUCCUUUUCGGCGAGGCUCCAUCGUCCAACGCUAGUCAAGGCAACUACUUUUACCACACGCGCAGCAAGAGCUCGCAUAACAUUACCAAUGCAUACCAGUCGCGACUGCGACCCGCAAACAACGGUACCAUGGACAUGCGGUUAACCGGUGGGAAGCAGCCGAACAAAGGCGAUCAGCCGCCGGCAGCAGGUUCGUCGGGGAACGAAUUCGACUUGGCGCGUCCGCCGCUCCUUAACCAACACCAUAGGAGAAACUAUAGCAGCACCUGCCUCACCAGCAACAGCGGAGUUGUUGGAUCUAAUGAAAAGAAUGAGCCUAUCUUCAAACGGCCCGAUGGAAUUUUGGUUAUAAUUGCAUGCUCAUUUUGUGAGCGUAGUGGCUUCACGUCUGCGCAAGGGAUUGUCAAUCAUGUUCGGCUAAAACACGCGAAGACCUACUCCAGUCAACCGCUCGCGGUUCUGAAUAAUCAGCACGUCCUACCCAAGACCCUCCAGCCGCCAGAGGUUAUGCAACAGUUCAAAGAGCUUCAUCUUGACCCCUCCAACGAUUACCUUCCGAACAUUCUAAAUCCUCAGGCAGGGGCGAGCGCAAAUACCAAUUCAGACCGCAAAAACAGCACAAGAGAGUUGUCGCCUAAGUCUAAGUAUCUCGCUACGCAUUCCCCCUCGAAAGCGGCAAAGAAGUCUACUAAGCAUUUAAAAAAGCUAUACAACAGAGAUGACUUCAAGGACAUUGUCGACUAUGUAAGUGAGGCUCAGAGAGACCUGGACGCGAUCCUGAAACAGCAAUCCGAAAGUGAGGCCAAUUUCGAAUCUGAUGAUCCAGAUGCCAAAGAUCUACAAGGGCCGCGCUCCAGCUCCAGGAGUAGUACCAAGAGCUCUUUUGCCGCACGCUCUAGUCCAGAAAAUACCAACGAAAGGAAGAGAAGCUCUUCACCAGAGAUGGACGCAAAGAAGAGGCACAAGCCGGCAGAGAAAAAAGUGCGUCCUGAUGCCAUUGCAUUGAUGAACAUUCCUGAACGCGAUAAGCGGUCGUCACACUACAAUUUGCGUGCUAAGUCGAAGCUCAGGGGCCACAGUAGAUACGAAUAA
Messenger RNA from Lachancea thermotolerans CBS 6340, 1740 nucleotides. It is a transcript of the gene AHC1, whose product is annotated as Ahc1p. The coding region runs from base 1 to 1740 and encodes 579 amino acids. The record is from RefSeq and is a predicted model, not a curated record. The transcript has a single exon. Lineage: Eukaryota; Fungi; Ascomycota; Saccharomycetes; Saccharomycetales; Saccharomycetaceae.